GGGGCUGCCCUGUCACCCGCGGCCGCUCGGGGCGAGGCCGCCGAGCAGCGGUUCCCGUCACCCUCCCGGUACCGGAGCGGUACGUGAGGGCCGGGCCCCGCGGCCGCCUCAGGGAAACACCGGCCCUGGACUAUGGACGGUGCUUUUCUUUGGCCCGAACGGCUCCUAAGCUCGGCUUAUAGAUUUCAACCGCACUUUUCUGGUUCAGCAUAAGGCCCACUUGACUUUACUCGAAGAUCCAUUAGAGCGCUUGUUUUUAAUUCAAAUGGGUGAUGAAAAGGAUUCUUGGAAAGUGAAAACUUUAGAUGAAAUUCUUCAGGAAAAAAAGCGAAGGAAGGAGCAAGAGGAGAAGGCAGAGAUAAAACGUAUGAAAAACUCCGAUGAUAGAGAUUCCAAGCGGGAUUCUCUCGAAGAGGGGGAGUUGAGAGAUCAUCGCAUGGAAAUAACAAUCAGAAACUCACCUUACAGGAGGGAAGACUCCAUGGAAGACAGAGGAGAAGAAGAUGAUUCCUUGGCUAUCAAACCACCGCAGCAAAUGUCACGGAAAGAAAAAACCCAUCAUAGAAAAGAUGAGAAGAGGAAAGAGAAACGUAGACACCGUAGUCACUCGGCAGAAGGGAAACAUGCCAGAGUGAAAGAGAAAGAACGGGAACAUGAGCGUAGGAAGAGACAUAGAGAAGAGCAGGAUAAAGCGCGUCGUGAAUGGGAAAGACAGAAACGGAGAGAACUGGCAAGGGAGCAUUCCAGGAGGGAGAGAGAUCGUCUGGAGCAGCUCGAGCGAGAGCGAGAAAGGAAAAUCAGAGAGCAGCAGAAAGAGCAAAGGGAGCAAAAGGAACGAGAAAGGCGAGCUGAGGAAAGGCGUAAGGAACGGGAAGCCAGAAGAGAAGUUUCUGCACACCAUAGAACAGUGAGGGAAGAAUAUGGAGACAAAGUAAAAAUGAGACCCUGGAGUCGCAGCCCAUUACGACAGCAAAGAGACAAGCUUGAGCAAGCAGAUAGCAGGAAACCAGCAGUAAAAGAAGAGAAACCAGAAGAGAGAGAUCCCCUUUCCGACCUGCAGGACAUCAGUGACAGCGAGAGAAAAACCAGCUCUGCAGAGUCUUCCUCAGAAUCUGGAUCGGGCUCGGAAGAAGAGGAGGAGGAGUCCAGCAGCGAAGGGUCUGAGGAAGAGGGAGAGGAAGAGGAGGAGGAGGAGGAGGAGGAGACGGGCAGCAAUUCUGAGGAGGUGUCUGAGCAGUCAGCUGAAGAGGUGAGCGAAGAAGAAAUGAGUGAAGAGGAGGAACAGGAGAACGGAAACCACAUCCCAGUUGUUACAGAGUCGAGAUUUGACCACGAUUCUGCGGGGAGCGAAGCAGAGGAGGAGGAGGCCGGGGAGGGCAGCCCGCACUCCAACGCCAUGACCGAGGGGGAGUACGUGCCCGACUCGCCCGCGUCCUCCCCCAUCGAGCUGAAACAAGAGCUGCCCAAGUAUCUUCCUGCGCUGCAGGGGUGUCGUAGCGUGGAGGAAUUUCAGUGUUUGAACAGGAUUGAAGAAGGAACAUACGGCGUCGUGUACAGAGCAAAAGACAAGAAGACUGAUGAAAUUGUGGCUCUGAAGCGCCUGAAGAUGGAGAAGGAAAAGGAAGGCUUUCCCAUCACUUCUCUGAGGGAAAUAAAUACGAUUCUGAAAGCACAACAUCUAAAUAUUGUCACAGUCAGGGAAAUCGUCGUAGGUAGUAAUAUGGAUAAAAUCUAUAUUGUAAUGAACUACGUAGAACACGACCUCAAGAGUCUGAUGGAAACAAUGAAGCAACCAUUCCUGCCAGGUGAGGUGAAAACCUUGAUGAUUCAGUUACUGCGAGGAGUCAAACACCUUCACGACAACUGGAUUCUUCACCGAGACUUGAAAACUUCCAACCUGUUGCUCAGUCAUUCAGGCAUUUUAAAAGUUGGCGAUUUUGGCCUGGCGCGGGAGUACGGGUCUCCGCUGAAGCCGUACACGCCGGUGGUGGUGACGCUUUGGUACCGGGCGCCGGAGCUGCUGCUUGGAGCAAAGGAAUACUCGACAGCGAUAGACAUGUGGUCAGUGGGGUGUAUAUUUGGAGAGCUCUUAACGCAGAAACCGCUCUUUCCGGGGAAGUCAGAAAUCGAUCAGAUUAACAAAGUUUUUAAGGAUCUGGGUACUCCAAGUGAAAAAAUCUGGCCAGGUUACAACGAGCUGCCGGCAGUGAAGAAGAUGACGUUCACGGAAUAUCCCUACAACAACCUCCGCAAGAGGUUCGGGGCGCUGCUCUCGGACCAGGGCUUCGAUCUGAUGAACAACUUCUUGACAUACUACCCAGCCAGAAGGAUCACUGCCGAAGACGGUUUGAAGCACGAGUAUUUCCGAGAGACUCCCCUUCCUAUCGACCCCUCCAUGUUCCCCACCUGGCCAGCAAAAAGCGAACAGCAAAGGGUGAAACGCGGCACGAGCCCCCGGCCGCCCGAGGGGGGGCUUGGCUACAGCCAGCUGGGUGAUGAUGAUCUCAAAGACACAGGUUUUCAUCUGACCACCACAAAUCAAGGAGCGUCUGCUGCAGGACCCGGGUUCAGCCUCAAGUUUUAAACUCAACAUGAAGGAAGGGGGAGAAGAAUAAAAAGCCCCAUUCCCGUGAGUGGAUUUGUGAGCGCCACAGUUCUGUUCUUCGCGUCGGGGACACUCGAUGUUUUUCAUGUGUGAAGAAAAGUCCAAUGUCAUCACAGAUUCAAAGGCUCUUGCUGGGUGUGGAGUCGUAACUUCUGCAUUCCAUUAGCGGACUGGAAUGAACCUGAGAAGCCAAGGAUCGUUACCAAAUCCGACAAAGGAAAACUUGAAGUACAAUCCUGGAACAGCUUCUGGUUUAUUUUUAAGUUUUUUUGUUUUGUUGGGUUUGUUUUGUUUUUGUUUUUCCUUGUACAUUUGUAGAAUUAAAAUACGUUUUUAAUUGUUUAA
Molecule: messenger RNA, 2950 nt
Organism: Columba livia (rock pigeon)
Lineage: Eukaryota; Metazoa; Chordata; Aves; Columbiformes; Columbidae
Product: cyclin-dependent kinase 11B
Exons: 20
Coding region: 266-2584 (772 amino acids)
Biological process (GO): protein phosphorylation; regulation of mitotic cell cycle
Cellular component (GO): nucleus
Molecular function (GO): ATP binding; protein serine/threonine kinase activity
Source: RefSeq, a predicted model, not a curated record